AUGCAUCUCGGACGGGUGACCCUCAUGAAUCUGAACAACACUCGAUUCGCGGGCUCUGAUAUUGUGAUCUUCAAUCGACCAACCCGAGUAGACAGCGAGCAAAUGGUUCCACUUUUCAGGCAACUGGCCGCCAUGAACGACAUAAAUGUGGUUCUCAACGGACCUGUAAGAACGAUGAAUAGAACUCGAACUGAAAAGGAGCAACUAAUCGAAUCGGAGUGGGCCAAUGAACUGGAGAGUGGAUCGGUCUAUAUGGCACACUCCAAUUGGUUGGACUUCAAAAGCUUCGGAUUCAAGAAACCCAUCUAUAUUUCGCUCGUCAAGGAUCCGAUAGACCGGAUGAUCACAGAUUUCUAUAAGCGAAGGUCUUGGGUGAAGAGAGCUAUAUAUAGGCGCAUGUAUCCUGGCCGUCGGGAGCGACCCGACGAGUGGUACCAACAGAGUUUCAAUGAGUGUGUGAGAAGUAGAAGUCCUGAGUGUGUCUUCGUCCAGCAUGCCGUUGCAGAUCCUAUUCAGGACUUUAGAAGGCAGUCCCUUUACUUUUGCGGCAAUGAAGCCGAUUGCCUACCCUUUAAUUCCCACCUUGCUAUGCAAGUAGCGAAACGAAGAGUGGAGAAAGAAUAUUCCGUGGUGGGCACAUGGGAAGAGAGGAAUAUAACCCUUACUGUGCUGGAGAAAUACGUUCCCCGAUUCUUCAAUCACGCCCGAUUUCUAUAUAAGUUGCACAGCAAAAGCAUUCGCAAUCGGAAUCGCAAUAAUCGCAAGCCCCGCAUAGAUGCAGAUGUCAGGGAGAUGGUAAGACGGAACUUUACCAACGAAUAUGAGUUCUACUACUUCUGCAAGCAGCGUUUGUAUAAGCAAUAUUUGGCCCUUCAACUCGAGAAUAAUCUUCACUAA
This is a messenger RNA of Drosophila teissieri, 897 nucleotides long. RefSeq names its product heparan sulfate 2-O-sulfotransferase pipe-like. Lineage: Eukaryota; Metazoa; Arthropoda; Insecta; Diptera; Drosophilidae. Gene Ontology annotation, cellular component: membrane. Bases 1 to 897 code for a protein of 298 amino acids. The transcript is spliced from 4 exons. Gene Ontology annotation, molecular function: sulfotransferase activity. The record is from RefSeq and is a predicted model, not a curated record.